Molecule: messenger RNA, 886 nt
Organism: Schistosoma turkestanicum
Lineage: Eukaryota; Metazoa; Platyhelminthes; Trematoda; Strigeidida; Schistosomatidae
Source: the annotation of a GenBank genome assembly
GUGACUUGUAGUUUCUCAUUCAUUCUACAUUAGACAGCCGCGACUAGUUUGUUUUAGAAUACUAUUCAGACAUCAAACAGCGGGUUUUUUAAGUCGGUUCUAAUCAACUAGGUUUUGUUAUCUAGCUUCAAAAUAGUUACGACCUAGUUCCAAACCUAGAUCUUAACAUUGUUUUUAAUCAAAAUUGUUACUGUGUUCCAAAAACUGUGUACUUCCUAUUUCCUUGUAGUCAGAUAAAGUAUAAUAGAUAGUUGUUUAUUCGAAUACUUUUUACUGUAUCGGUGAUAUGCCUAUUUGUUUUGUAGAACAGAUAUUAUGAAAAUAUGGUCUGCGUCAGCUAGUCGAAACAUUUAUACGUUUAAAUAAAUUUAAUAAUAGUCAGUAAGCUAACUCAUGCAAUCUUCAGUACUGAGGAAUUUACAGACCUUAUCAUGGAGACGUUUCUUCCAGCUUCCUCUUCCAGUCCGCAAUUGUUCUACUAAGCAUUUGUUAUUUUUGACUGAAAGUUCUAUACAGCGACUAAAACAAAUCGAAGCAAAUGGAUCACUUAUGAGAAUUUUGGUGGAUAGUGGAGGCUGUUCAGGAUUUCAGUAUAAAUUUCAACUUGUGGAUAAAAUUCAAGAAACCGACAAAGUAAUCAAACAAGAUGACGUCACCAUAGUUAUUGACGAUGUCUCACUCGAAUUUAUCAAGGGUUCAACAAUCGAUUACGAAGAUGAAUUGAUUCGCUCUGGUUUCUGUGUUCUUAACAAUCCACAAGUUGACAAAAGUUGCUCUUGCGGUGUUUCAUUCAGUCCUAAACUUGACUGACCAAGCUAUUUCCAUAACUAACCAACUUUUUUGUCUCGUACUGUAAAUUAUGUUUCGAAUAUAGUGAUUACCUACU